UAAAUACAAAUAAAUCGAAAAAUGUUGCCAUCGCCAUAUUACGCGAAUCUAGCACACGACGAUCUGCAAGUUUUACGCGCGGAAUAUCUGAACGCACCCGCGAAUCUUAAUUUUGCAGAUAAUGUUGCCGCCGCUUACUUCUAUCAAGGCAUUAAUCCUUUUUUACGGAUUAAUAACAGAUUUUGGUCGCUACCAUUAUCAUUUCUACAGAACAAUCAUCGUCCAGAAAAACCUCCAUUUUCGUACAUAGCCUUAAUUGCAAUGGCUAUUAGCUCGGCACCGAAUCAACGACUAACCUUAAGCGGGAUCUACAAAUUCAUCAUGGAAAAAUUUCCAUACUAUCGGGAGAACAAGCAAGGUUGGCAAAAUUCUAUACGCCACAAUUUAUCGCUGAACGAUUGUUUCGUCAAAGUUCCACGCGACAAAAAUACCAUCGACGACAACGACAGCAUCGGUAAAGGCAGCUACUGGAUGCUGGACUCCUCGGCCAAUGACAUGUUCGAGCAAGGCAAUUAUCGGCGAAGAAGAACGCGUCGCCAAAGACACUGCCUAAAGGCCAAUGAACUGCUAGGAGAGAACAUAAAGCAUACGCCAGCAAGCAACUUCUACGAAAUUAAUGACAAUUCACCCACUCGCAGCGCACACAGCGAAGUCGAUGUGACUACACUUAACUACUCGGAUCGUAUAACAGAAAUUCAUCGACAAUAUUUGGCAACAAUUGCGCCAUUCAACAUACUCUUCCGCAACAGUGCCACGAACUUAAACCAAUACACGACAGCAACAGCAGAUGCUGCCUUGAAGCAAAUCAACACUCCAUUGCAGCACCAUACUAAUUCGAAUGAAGCUGUUGGCGUGGUAAGAGAUUACGACGCCUUUGAUGUAACUGGUGGAACGUUCUCAAAUAGCAACAGUUCAAUUGACAGUACAAGGCUUAUAAAUCUAAAUUCUCCUAGUGCAUUUACAGUCCCUAGCUGCACUUCGAGCGCUACAACAAUGGAUGCAACAAUAACGCAAGCACAUUCACCAGGAAACUGUGGCGGUAGUCCUAAGACCCCAACUUUAUUUACUAUUGAAAAUAUUAUUAAGAAAGACUGAAGACAUUUAUGUAUACUUUCUACAGAGUUAAGAACGAAGGAUUAA
Teleopsis dalmanni is the source of this 1140-nucleotide messenger RNA. RefSeq names its product fork head domain-containing protein FD2-like. The record is from RefSeq and is a predicted model, not a curated record. The coding region runs from base 22 to 1095 and encodes 357 amino acids. Lineage: Eukaryota; Metazoa; Arthropoda; Insecta; Diptera; Diopsidae. Gene Ontology annotation, biological process: cell differentiation; anatomical structure morphogenesis; regulation of transcription by RNA polymerase II. Gene Ontology annotation, molecular function: DNA-binding transcription factor activity, RNA polymerase II-specific; RNA polymerase II cis-regulatory region sequence-specific DNA binding. The transcript has 3 exons.